CGGGGGGGCUCGGGGGGCAGACGGGCAGUGCAAAGUGCAGAGCCUGGGCAGUCCACGCGUCGUGGUUUCUGUUUGCAGACGAAGGAUUCGUGUUUCGCUGUUCCACUGAAAGAGUUAUUAAUUAAUUAAGAGGGACUGGAGCUGCGCAGCCGGGAUGACGCUUCAGGAGCUGGUGGCUCAGGCAACCAGCCUGCAUUCGGAUAGAGCAGCAGUUUGGUUUGAUGAAUGCACUGGGAAACCUCCAGCUUUCCACACCUACGCCACAGUGGUUGAGCUGGCCAGGGAACUAACAGCUUUCCUUCAGAAGCACUGUGACCAGCAAGGCAAAUGUGAAAUAGGCCUUUACUGCUAUCCAGGGAUAAACCUGCCAUCUUGGAUCUUAGGAAUCCUUCAGGUUCCAGCUGCCUAUUCCCCUGUUGAUCCAGAUGCACCACCAACCUUAUCCACUUACUUCAUGAAGAAAACCAAUCUGCAGUAUAUUCUUGUUGAGAAUGACAAAAUAAACAAAUUCCGGAUGUCCCAUGUUGGAUAUUUUUCCCAUGAUUCUUCCACAAUAGAACAUAUUGGUUUAACUCUCUUCCAAAUGAGCUCAAGUAACACUGAUUUAAAUUCACAAGUUGAUGAUAUGAAAAGUAAAUGUGAACCUUUCAAAGCUGUGGGUAACUCACAGCCAGGAUAUACCGUUUGUCCAGAUCAAACCAAAGUAAAAACAUCAGAAGGAGGAUCCAUGGACGUCAGACGGAAAGACAUUUUAGCAUAUGUCUUGCAUACAUCAGGAACUACAGGGAUCCCCAAAAUAGUCAGGGUGCCUCAUAAGUGCAUAAUGCCAAAUAUUCAGCAUCUUAAAUCCAUAUUUGAGAUCACACAGGAAGAUGUGCUGUUCCUGGCGUCUCCUCUGACAUUUGACCCAUCUGUGGUUGAAUUGUUUGUGGCUCUGACAAGCGGAGCCUCUAUUCUCAUAGUACCAAACACUAUUAAGAUGAUGCCUGCGGAGCUCUCUGCUGCUCUGUUUCACCACCACCAUGUGACAGUGUUGCAGGCAACACCAACACUUCUCAGAAGGUUUGGAGCUCACAUUAAUAAAUCAACAGUGUUGUCUGCAAAUACUUCACUUCGUGUCUUAGCCCUUGGGGGUGAAGCAUUUCCUGUACUGAAUCUCUUGAAAAGUUGGAAGCAUGAGGAGAACAAAACAAGUAUCUUUAAUCUCUAUGGUAUUACUGAAGUGUCAAGCUGGGCCACUUGCUACAAGAUUCCUGAAGAGGUUUUUCGUGCUGAUUUUAGAACAGAUUUUCCUAUACCUUUGGGAUCACCGCUUCUUGGAACAAAAGUUGAGGUCAGAGAUACCAGUGGAUCUGCAGUUCUUGAAGGCGAGGGACAAAUAUUUAUAGGUGGUGAAGAACGAGUCUGCUUCCUUGAUGAUGAAAUAACCGUACCGCUGGGUACAAUGAGAGAAACAGGAGAUUUUGUAAGAGUGCAGAAUGGGAACUUGUUCUUCGUGGGUCGGAAAGACAAUCAGAUUAAACGUCACGGCAAACGUUUUAAUACUGAAUGUUUGCAGCAGGCUACUGAAGAUCUUUGCCAGGUAGAAGCUUGUGCAGUGACCUGGUAUCAGCAAGAAAAACUUAUCCUGUUUGUUUUACCCAAAGAUGAUUUGGAAGAGAAAGAAACACUUAAAGAACUCCAGAAGCAUCUACCAGCUUAUGCAGUCCCUGAUGAGAUUGUAGUUAUUAAAGCUUUGCCUUUAACAUCACAUGGCAAAGUUGAUAUAUCUGAACUGAACAAGAUUUACCAGAACCACCUAAACUCCAGAAGGCGUGACAGUAAGCUGAGUGACGCAGAGGAAUUGUGGGAAAGAUUGCAGUAUUUAUGGAAGUCUGUCCUCGGUCUUCUGGGUGAUUCCACUGAAAUUUCCAAAGAUGCAGUAUUUCUGUACAGUGGUGGAGACUCCUUAAAGGCUCUACGAUUUUAUGGUGAAAUUGAGAUGCUCGUAGGCAAAGCUGUGCCUGGACUUCUUGAAGUUAUUCUCAGCCGCUCGAUUGAAGAGGUUUACAGACAUAUUCUUAAAAUGCUCAUUACAGAUGAAGACCAAUUAAUGAAUCCUGAAAAUGUUGUGAAAAGAAAAUUAAGUCAGAACAGUGGAGAGGAAUUCCGUGGAAAAAAUAUUAAACUGACAUCUGAAAUAGCUCCUGAGGUUACUUCAGGAUUAAUUCCAUUUAUUGCACUAAGCAGAGGAAAUCAUUUUUUCCCUGCGAAUUUCACCAAGGCUUAUAUGCAACCCAAAAAUACGGUACAGGUGGGAGUGGACGUGCUACAGCAGCCAUCCUUUCUGCAUUCCGAGGCUCCAAGUAUAAUGAAAAGCCGCACAGAAGGGUAUGAAAUGGGAGAAAGAAUUUUAACAGUUGCAAACAAGGCAAAUAAGAACGACUGUUCCUCUGUACAGCAAAUCCAUGCAGAAUGUAGUCAAGCAACAAUGGCAGAGUUGGCAUUGUCCGUAAGGUGGAAGUCAAAUACAAGGAAGUGUGUUGAUGCCUCACCACUGGUUAUAAUACCAUCUAAGGAAGAAGUAUCUGCAUGUGUGUAUGUGGGCUCUCACUCUCACGCAAUGCAGGCCAUUGAUCUAGAUUUGGGAAAAAUAAUGUGGGAGAAGACCCUUGGAGACCGUAUUGAAUCUUCUGCCUGUGUAUCCAAGUGCGGAAAUUUCAUUGUUGUUGGUUGUUAUGAUGGCUUAGUGUAUGUACUUCAAAGCAGUGAUGGAGAAAUACAGUGGACUUUUGUCACAGAAGACACUGUGAAAAGCUCUGCAGUUGUAGACCCUUCCAGUGGACUGGUCUACAUCGGAUCACAUGACCAACAUGUAUAUGCUUUGGAUAUUUAUAAAAAGGCAUGUAUAUGGAAGUCACACUGCGAAGGUGGGGCUGUGUUUUCAUCUCCUUGUCUAAGUUCUUUUCCACAUCAUCUCUAUGUUGCUACUUUAGGAGGACUACUAUUGGCUGUUAAUCCAGUGACAGGGAGCAAGCUUUGGAAAAGCCUCCUGGGAAAACCACUCUUCUCCUCUCCUCACUGCAAUGAGAACUACGUCUGUGUUGGGUGUGUGGAUGGAAACUUAUAUUGUUACACUCAUUCUGGAGAAAAGGUUUGGCAGUUUUCCACUAAUGGGCCAGUGUUUUCAUCUCCAUGCCUCUCAAGUUUAACUAAGCAAGAAAUAUUUUUUGGCUCCCAUGAUUGCUUUAUCUACUGCUGUAACAUGGAGGGUAAUUUACUGUGGAAAUUUGAAGCCACUUCAAGUGUGUAUGGAACACCGUUCAUUUUCCAAAGUGAUGACUUAAGUAACAAAAUUCUUUUGGCAGCAGUAUCUACAGAUGGCAAAGUGUGGAUCCUGAAUGCCAAGACUGGAACAGCACAAGGAGUAGAUAAGCUUCCAGGAGAGGUUUUCUCUUCCCCUGUAGUAUGGGGAACAAAACUUGUUGUUGGCUGUAGAAAUGAUUAUGUUUAUUGCCUAGAUCUGUAUAUAACAGGAAAAAAAUAACAGUUAAGUUGUUAGGCUGCUUUAUUUUUAUUGUUUACAUUUGUAAACUAAGAACUUACAUGUGCCCUCUACCUCUGCUUAUUUUGCUGCAGGGAAGAGCUGCCCCUUGCAGGCUUAUCAGGUAGCAUUUUGCAUCAGGCAAUGUCCAGAGUAGGCUGUGCUGAUGGAAGGAGGAUGGCUGCUCAGCACCUUCCCAGGGAGGGGAGAAUCUGCAGUAAGAUGCCAUACUCCGCAGCUUGAAACAGCGUGCUUGUCUCUGGUGGAGGAAUCUGUUGCUUUCUCUGAGUCCAGCCUAGCCUCUUUCAUUUAUCAGGCUAGUGUUUGUCUAGCCUAGCAAGGUUUCUGUGCCAAGGCAAGGUAAUCCAAGUCCUUUUUUGAAUCUAACUUUUAACUUGAUUUUUGAAGACGUAGCCUGCAUUGCAUAUACCUGGUAGGAGUGACCUGUUUACUCGAGUUUGUACAAACUGUAUAGUUCUUUUGUAAAGGACCUAGGCCCUCCAUGACUUCAGUUCAUUCUGGCGUAUACGUAACUCCGUCAAAGUUAGUAGGAGUUACUUCCUGUAUUCUGAAAUGGAGAAUAUACUGUAUAUAUUUAUUAAAUUUCAGUGACAGGUACAGUAUGAGUUCCAAGAUGAAGUGUGUGCUGCUCAAAUCAACCAUUGUCAAAUAAUUUUUAAGUGAUUUCAAUGAAUGCAGUGUUUUUACAAGAACUUUAAUAAAUCGUUGUGUAAAUUGGGUUUGGUUGUCUUUAACAUCUUUAAAGUACGUACCAGUGGCCUUACUAAUGCAAAUCAAAUAUUUGCAGUGACAAAAGUAUGCUUCCCUGAAAGCAUUUCUGAUUAUGAGUCUUCCAAAAGAAGUAUAAGAGAAACUAUGAUGUUAUUCUCUCUGAUGAGCCAUCCAUCUACUUUGAGUCCUAUAUUGCUUUAUGACAUUUGGUUCCUCCAUUUUAUUAUUAGCAGAAAUGCAUAAGCAAGAUGUGUAGCACUGUAAAAAGUUCUAUUUGUAAAGCAAAUCUGAACAUGAUUAGCAAAAGGAGACACAGAGUACAUAUAUCGAUUAGAUAAUUUUGACUGGGUUAUAGUUUAAUAAGAAUUAAAAUGACAUUAGUAUAAUAAACAAUUGCACUUUAAAACAUUUGAAAAAUUAAAAAAGUACACAACAAAUACCCCACAAUUAUACAUCUUAUAGUUUUUGUACAUUACUAUAUGAACAUAGAGGUUAAUCAUAUAUAACCUUGUCGGAAGAAAUGGUGUUUUGUGUUUGUAUAAGUUACAAAAAUUUGAGACAAUAUACUACAUAGUGGCUUGUUCAGUUCUUAAAAUAUUUUUGCUGUUUUAAACUGGGUAGUAAUGUUUUGCAUUUAUUUUUACAGUUUUCCAAUACUUUAUCAGAAAUGGUUGCAACAAAGCUAAAGCAAAGUAACACUUCACUUCGUUGGUAUUUAGUGCAAAUUUUUGUUAAUUUAACAUGAAAUGUCACUGUUGCACAUGUACACUUUAGAAAUGUUUCCAUCGAGUACUGCACAUAACAGUUUCCAUUGUUACACUAGAUACCUUUAUGGUUGAAAAAACUCUCUGCUUUGAAGCUUCAGCUUAAGAACAUCCAUAAGGAAAGCUUAUUCUAUGUGCUGUAAAUGGAUUGUAUUGGAAAAUUGCAUCCUUAUGUCAUGCACAAUAGCACCUAACUUUGCUAUGCUUUUCAGAGUAUUUUUAAUCCUGAUUUACUUCGCCUUCUCUGUAUGUCUACCUGGCUCCCCCUCCCAAGGAAUAAUUGUAAAGAUGGA
This is a messenger RNA of Empidonax traillii (willow flycatcher), 5312 nucleotides long. RefSeq names its product aminoadipate-semialdehyde dehydrogenase (gene AASDH). The record is from RefSeq and is a predicted model, not a curated record. The transcript has 15 exons. The coding region runs from base 155 to 3526 and encodes 1123 amino acids. Gene Ontology annotation, biological process: amino acid activation for nonribosomal peptide biosynthetic process. Gene Ontology annotation, molecular function: protein binding. NCBI's taxonomy places the organism in Eukaryota, Metazoa, Chordata, Aves, Passeriformes, Tyrannidae.